GGGGCUACUACCUCCGCUAGGCUUCUUGGUCUUGCGAUAGGUGGCCGCUACGUGGCUUGCGUGCAUUCCAACUCCGAUCUGCUUGCCCACGUGUCGGAGGUCAAAGGACACUUUAUAUAGUGACGUAAUUCAGGGCUGACAACAACGAUGGCUUUUCCUUCUUUCUUCGGUAAUCUGUUCAGCGAGCUCAUUCCCGGCGGGGAUUGCAGCAGCAUCGAGCAGGACCCGAAUGCUGAUCCGUUUGACAAGGAGGUGUGCCAGCAGUUUCGAAGGUUCAACGAGGGAUUUGGCAGAAGUCUCGACAUUGAGCACCGUUCCCCUGAGGAAGAGAAUCGAGGGAAAGGAGGGAGUAAUGACCCGCAAUCGCUCCGUGAUGCCAUCCUCAGUAGACCAGACAGUAACAGAGAAGAAAUGCCUUCGCCCAGCAGAUGGCAUGGAUUUGGUCGUCGUCGACACCCCAGAGAAGAUGAAGAUCUUGAUGAGAGGGUAAGGAGAGAUCCAAGGCUCUUGGACAAGUAUCUGGAUAGUGGAGAUGUGGAGCCCAGGCCUCGGAAGGAUUCAAGCUCACCACGUUAUCAUUCCUCUUACUCCAGUGUUAUUAUCACCGCCAGACCAGACGGGACCGUGGAAGAGCACAGAACUGUAAUAGAUUCAGAUGGGAACGAGAAAGUAUGUUUGUCAGUUCAAAGAUUUUCAUAACUCAUUUGUCAUAAUGCAGACAACAGUGACAUACUCUGAUGAUGGGAGACAAAGGAUUGACAGAAAGAUGGAUAUACAAGGGAAAAUGAAAGACUUCUGGGACAGAAUAUCCAAGCUGUAAAAUGAAGCAAUAGAUAAAUGAGUAGCUAGCUGGUGAUCUCUUGUAGUUGUGGUGGCUCUAAGAAGAGCCGGUUGAGAGAAAAGAAAUGAAAAUGGUUGAUAGCUCAGCCGCCGAAUCCGUAGAGGGUGCGUCCUUGCCUCUUGAGGGCGUAGACGACGUCCAUGGCAGUGACGGUCUUUCUCUUGGCGUGCUCGGUGUAGGUGACUGCGUCACGGAUCACGUUCUCCAGGAAGGACUUGAGGACGCCGCGGGUCUCCUCGUAGAUGAGGCCAGAGAUACGCUUGACUCCUCCACGGCGGGCGAGACGACGGAUGGCUGGCUUGGUGAUGCCCUGGAUGUUGUCGCGCAGAAUCUUCCUGUGACGCUUGGCGCCUCCCUUUCCGAGUCCUUUGCCUCCUUUGCCGCGGCCAGACAUGCUGCUUCGGUCUUUCUUGCUCGAUGAAAGUCUUCAAACAAAGAGAGGAAUGAUGCCGUCUC
Geodia barretti is the source of this 1297-nucleotide messenger RNA. The record is from the annotation of a GenBank genome assembly. Lineage: Eukaryota; Metazoa; Porifera; Demospongiae; Tetractinellida; Geodiidae.